AUGUACUCUCCCAAAGUAGGCGAUAGCAUCGACUCGCUCGACACGCCCUCCAUGAUCGUCGACCUCGACGUCAUGGAGGCCAACAUCAAGAAACUCAUGGACCGACUACUUCCAACUGGACGCAAUAUUCGACCCCAUCUUAAGACGAGUAAGAGCGCUAUCGUGGCAAAGAAGCUUGUGGCUGCUGGUGCUAAGGGCGGGUGUGUCGCUAAGCUGAGUGAGGCUGAGGCAAUUGCUGCUGCUGGGUUCACAGACCUUCUCAUCACUUCUAAAGUCAAGAGACUUGUCGAGUUGUUCAGAAAGCAUCGAGAGAUCAGAAUUGUGGUGGACGACCAGAGAGCUGCGACAGCUAUCAACUACGCGCUGGAGAAGUCAGGAAUUGAGGACCCCAUCUCGGUGUUGAUAGACUUGGAUGUCGGGCUGCACCGCACAGGGACUCAGCCCGAAGGAGCUCUACCACUAGCGAAACAUAUCAGUACUCUGAAGCACAUGCGACUCAUUGGAGUGCAAGGCUAUGAGGGUCAUCUGCAACAUCUUCCCGACUUUGAAGACCGCAAGAAACAAUGCCUUGAAUCAAUGAAGAUUCUCACCGAUACUGCCCGAGCACUCAAGAAUGAGGGCUUCAACAUCGAAGUCGUGACAACAGGUGGAACAGGCACAGCUGAUUUCUGCGCAACUGUACCUGGCGUGACGGAACUCCAGCCUGGCUCUUUCAUCUUCAUGGACACCGACUACCGCAACGCCAUUGGAACAUACUACUCCCACAGCCUAUCCUUCCUCGCAACAGUCGUCAGCAAGCAAGGAGAGCGACAGGUCACAAUUGACACUGGGCUCAAGUCUUUGACGACGGAUAGUGGCCUUGCUGAAUGUAAGGAUCAAAGAUAUAGCUAUUUCCAACUCGGCGAUGAGCACGGAGCUUUGACUUGGGAGGAGGGUACACCAGCACUUGAUGUUGGUGACAGAGUUGAGAUGAUUCCAAGUCAUAUUGACCCAACCGUCAAUCUUCAUGACUUUUACUAUGCUUAUCGGAAUGGGAUCAUUGAGGAGAUCUGGCCGGUUGACUCGAGAGGAAAGGUCCAAUAA
This is a messenger RNA of Fusarium musae, 1083 nucleotides long. RefSeq lists its product as uncharacterized. The coding region runs from base 1 to 1083 and encodes 360 amino acids. Gene Ontology annotation, molecular function: D-serine ammonia-lyase activity. The record is from RefSeq and is a predicted model, not a curated record. The transcript is spliced from 2 exons. NCBI's taxonomy places the organism in Eukaryota, Fungi, Ascomycota, Sordariomycetes, Hypocreales, Nectriaceae. Gene Ontology annotation, biological process: D-serine catabolic process.